Suillus fuscotomentosus is the source of this 1437-nucleotide messenger RNA. RefSeq lists its product as uncharacterized. The transcript is spliced from 6 exons. Gene Ontology annotation, molecular function: FAD binding. The record is from RefSeq and is a predicted model, not a curated record. Lineage: Eukaryota; Fungi; Basidiomycota; Agaricomycetes; Boletales; Suillaceae. Bases 1 to 1437 code for a protein of 478 amino acids.
AUGUCUCUCCCCGAGAACACGACCGUGCUUAUUGUUGGUGCAGGCCCCGCAGGUCUCACAACUACUCUUUCUCUCAUCCACUACGGGUGCCAUGACUUCGUUAUCGUGGAUGCCGUAGGCGAAGGACUGAAUGCAUCGAGGGCGAUCACCAUACACUGUGCAACCGUCGAGGCUUUAGCCAGUAUUGAUGCAGCAGAUGGCUUACUGUCUCGAGCCAUCAAGGGAAAGAGCAUCAGAAUCACAUCUCGUACUUUGCAGAUCUUUGACGCCACAUUUGACCCUCUAAAGAAACAUUCCGUCCACCCUUACGCGCUCUAUAUCCCUCAAAAUGUCACCGAGUUUGUGCAGCGUCCGCACAGGGUAGUAGGAAUGAAACAGAAUGAGAAGGACUCUCGCAUCACUGAUGUGUCCUUUGAGGACGGUCAAGUUAUCAGGGCUAGAUAUAUUAUCGGGGCAGAUGGCGCCCGCUCAAUCAUCCGUACCGUCGCUGGUAUCGGGUUCUCUGACCCAGAAGGCCCAGACCUAACCAAUAACCUAUUGGCUCAGAUGGUCUCUGCAGAUGUCACAUUCGAGCCUGAACCUGUCGGUCCAUUCACCCUGGAGGGCCACCUCAACGCCACAGUUUUUUCAGGCAAUAUCUUUUUUCUUGCACCGUUUGGCAACCACUUCAACACCGAACUGACACGAGAUGGAAAGCCCACUACGAAAUCCAUCUUUCGUGUAGCUUGUGCCAUACCUGCAAAGAACGGAGAGCCCCCCCAUACUCCACCGAAAGAGUACAUCCAGAACUUAAUUGACUCAUACGGGCCAGCGUGUAUAACAUCGGAUCCGUCUCUUAACCCGAGACCUGUCAAAGUCGACCAGCUGGUCUGGUCGACACGUUUCAGAACCCAUUCUGCCAUCGCAGACCGUACCUUCACGCGUCUCGGAGCCGCCAUUUUUCUAGUCGGCGACGCAGCCCAUAUACAUUCACCUGCGGGCGGGCAAGGCAUGAACCUGGCCAUCAGGGACGCGAUCUUCCUCGCAGAGGCUGUCACGAAACACAUUCAAGCGUCUGCAGAGGAUCCCGAUGUGGAUGAUACCAUUUUGCAGGAAUUUGCGGAGGCGCGUCAUGCACGAGCGCUAGAAAUCAUCGGCUUUACCAAGACGCUUUUGAAACUCGCAAGUCUUACGUAUGAUUCAUAUGCUUGGUGGAUGCCGUUCAGUUGGGCGUCCAUCCGCGAUUUAGUGCUAAGAAUAUUGAGGGGAUAUGAUUUCGUGCAGUCGAAGGUUGCAUGGGGUCUGAGUGGGCUUGGGAGACGAAUAUAUGUAAAAGUAUCAAAUAUUCCAGAGUGGUACUUGAAUGUGCUCUUGAUCAAGGGGAGGGAGGGAGGGAGGAAGGGAGGGAGAGGUGGCAGACUACAGGCUGAUUCUCAUGAAGACAGCGAGCGCAAUUGA